AGUCUUUGAUUCAAGACGAGCUGCAGGGAGCUUCAGUGCAAUUACUCCAACGGUCGCAGAUGGAUGAUGACUUGGAAGAUGAUUUUGAACCUCUUGCCAGUGAAGAACCUGAUCCACUUGACGCAGAGAAUUUCAAUGCAAUCGACUACAUCAACAAACAAUUCCCAAAUGAAGACUCUCUUGGUCGACUUGGCAACUUUAUCGAGCAGCUGAAAGUGCAAGAGCGUGAGAUUGAAGAAGGCAUCAAAAACGCAGUCAGGAGGCAGGCAGCUUUUGGCCGCCGAGCCAAGGCUGACUUGGGUGAUGCAAAAUUGGCAGUUCGCGAACUCUUCGAGCGCAUCAAGGCCAUUAAAGCCAAAGCAGAGCAAAGUGAAGAGCUCGUAAGUGACGUGUGCAGGGAUAUCAAAUCCCUUGAUGUUGCCAAGAGAAACUUGACCUUGACUGUGACUGCUUUGAAGCGACUGGUUAUGCUGGUCACUGCUUUGGAACAGCUGCGGUCAACCGCAGAAUGCAGGCAUUACGAACAAGCAUCUUCUUUGAUUCAUGCAGUCGAAGAAUUAUCCGGCCACUUCCAGGAACUAUCCCACGUUGCACGUGUGGCGGACCUCUUGGAAAGAAAGGCUGCUGUCUUCAGUGAUUUGAAGCAACAAGUGCUGGAAGACUACAUGUGCUUGCAUGGUGGAAUUGGAAGCGCUACUCGCUUGGAGCAGCUCCCAGAAGGCUGGGGCACUGCUGCUGCCAAAUGUGUAGAUGCAAUCGGACCUGGCAUGAGACGAGAGGUCGUAACGCAGUUCUGCUUGAGAUUAUUGGAAGGCUACAAAGAUAUCUUCCAACCGCCCAAAGAGGCAUCAGGCUUGGAAACAGCUGAGCGUAGAUUUGCUUGGUUGAAACGAACGCUGCGGGAAUAUGACGACAAGUAUAAGUCACAGUUCCCAGAAUCCUGGCAAGUGCCAUGUGGCCUAUGCGACCUGUUCUGCCAUGUGACACGACAGCAUUUAGUCGAAAUCCUUGACACCACACAUCACAUGGUUGACCCAGAACUGAUGGUGCGUGUCCUCCUCAAGUCCAUUGAAUUUGAAAAUGAAUUAGCAAGGAAGUGGGCAGUUGAAAUCGAGGACAGUGAACACUUCGACACUUCGAGACUCUCAGCGAUGCCCAUACUGAAGUAUCCAGAUGUGCUGUCAGUAAAGGCAGGCGGAAAGGCUUCAGGUUCUGCUGAAAGCAACGAGAAUUCUACAGAUCAGUUCGCCCCUCGCUUCCGGGGAAUAAUCAGUGAGUGCUUUGAUGCCUACCUGGGAACUUGGGUCAGACAUGAAGAAAAACAACUACUUGAAGUUUUGCAAGCACUGACUGCCGCAGACAAGAUGGUAGGCCAAGAGGAGAAUGAUGAAGACGAGGAUGAAGUUUUACAGCAAAGGUUUUUGUACAAAUCAGCACCUGAGCUUUUUGCUGCCAUGAGGGGCAGCAUGCAAGAAUGCGCCCGCUUCUCUACACACAAUACGUUAUUUGACAUUUUCCAAGUAUUCCGGAAAGUUAUGAACCAGUAUGCCAGCAAAUUGUCCAGCAUACUUCCUCCUCCGGGCCACAAAUUAUCUUUGGAUGCAGAGGGUGUGCAAGCUAUUUGUUGCGUAAUCGGCACGGCAGAAUAUUGCGACGAAACUCUUCCACUUCUUGAGGAAUCGCUGACGAAGAUCAUCAGUGCAGACUUCCAAGAUCGAAUCGGUUUCCAUGAUGAGCAGGAGCUUUUGCGCAACGUUGUCAAUCGAGCCAAUGAAGGGUUGGUCCAGUCAGUGGCAUGCAGCUUGGAUGAAGCUUUCAGCAGCAUGAGUCGAACCAACUGGGCAGCGUUUUCACAGGACGUGGGUGAUCACAGUGCCUUUGUGGGAGACAUAUCAGAGCGUCUUCCAAAGCAGUUCGAGCCAAUAGCAGCCCACUUGUCCAAGAUUCACUACCGUUUUUUUUGUGACAAGUUCGUGCAAAGUUUCGUGGCAAGAUUUGUGGCUGAAGUGCACAAAUGCCGGAAGAUCAGUGAACGAGGAGCGCAGCAAUUGCUUUUGGACACGGCCUUAAUAAAGACCACGUUGCUGGAGGCACCGGUUGUUGCUGGGCAUGGGAGGCAGAUGCCUACAGCAUACAGCAACUAUGUAUUGCGUGAAAUGGGGAAGGCUGAAAUCAUGCUGAAAGUUCUGAGUUCGCCUGAUGUUGAUGCUACAUCGAUAACAGCUAUGUUGGGGGACGGUGAUGACCCCAUGGUGCAGCAGCUCCUCGCCCUUCGGGCUUCAGGCGACUCCAGCGAUGCUACUUCAGCAGGUUCGAUGGAGCAGCAGCUGCGUCACGAAGCAGAUCGAAUAGCUGCAGCCGCAGGGGUUCCAUCGAUUGGAUCGACAAUGAACUACUUGGGAGACGCGUUGAAUAAAGGCGCAAAGGCAUCGGAAGACCUGAAAAAGAUUUCAGGUGAUGUGAAGAAGAAUAUUCAGAAGCUCGGAUUUCCGAGUUCCCUGAACUUUGGUAUCAAAAAGACCGGUCCUCCUGGAUGAUGGGCAAGUUUGUGCCGUGAGUGGGCGGAGUCCCAUGUGGCUUGUCAUUGCUUUCUGCAGCGCAAAGGGCAGGAGCUCAAGCUGCUUAUGGAAGAAACUGCCCAUACUUGAGGUUAGAUAUGUUUCACUUCGAUCAUCAUGGCCCCAAGAAAAGCUACUGCAAAAGCAUCCGUGUGCAGAGCGAAGAUAUCUCCAGGGCCAGGUCAGCGAGCAAAGAUGCCUCCAGAGCUUUUGCUCACCAGAAUCUUCGAGGACAUAUUGACAAACAAAGGCUUAGAACUUAGAACAGUAC
This is a messenger RNA of Durusdinium trenchii, 2829 nucleotides long. The record is from the annotation of a GenBank genome assembly. NCBI's taxonomy places the organism in Eukaryota, Dinophyceae, Suessiales, Symbiodiniaceae.